Molecule: messenger RNA, 729 nt
Organism: Blastomyces dermatitidis ER-3
Lineage: Eukaryota; Fungi; Ascomycota; Eurotiomycetes; Onygenales; Ajellomycetaceae
Exons: 2
Coding region: 1-729 (242 amino acids)
Source: RefSeq, a predicted model, not a curated record
AUGUCCCAAAACCCUUCGAAUUCUACCUCUUCCGGCCCUUCCGCUCGGCCUCGGGGUCGUCGUGCCUCCGUUGCCUCUGCUGCAUCCUUCUCAGAGCUUUUUGCAAGACCCGGCAACGCAGGCCUUCCACAACCACCGCCAACCGCUGCCGUAAAUAUUCCCGGCUCAAUCAUGUCAUCUGCAAGUGCUCAGGCACAGCAACGCCGCCGCAUGUCGAUUACCACGCUAGGCCUCUCGGGGUCUCCAACUCAACAAUCAUCUCCCUUUGGAAGUGCCCCUGCGGGUAUGCGUCGUGGGAGUAUCUCGAGCUCCGUGAUAUCCGGUUCGCCUACACGGGAAGACUCUGUGCUAGAAGAGAACGGAAAUGACACCCCGAUAACCUCGCCUACAUCCCCAUUUCCCCGUCGUGUCUCGUUUGGAGCUCAGGCAUUCCGCGAUCGCGUUGGGAGUGCAAGUGCAAAUGGCGAAGGCUUUAAUUGGCCAGAAGCCCUCCGGACACGCGCGGAGCGCGCUCCUUCGUUUGGAAGCUUCCCUCCGACGUCUCCCACUGCUGGUUCCCAUGGAUCGCCACCUUCGUCUACUCCACAUUCCAAGCAUCACCAGCGAGCAGCUUCCAUUGCAGCAAUGGAACAACCCAUUCAAGAUAUUCGUGAUACCCACAAGCGGCAACAGAAACAACAACAGCGAAAGCCAAGCCAAUACCGAUUACUUCCAGGAGAAGAUACUUAG